Ectocarpus sp. CCAP 1310/34 is the source of this 2062-nucleotide messenger RNA. The record is from the annotation of a GenBank genome assembly. Lineage: Eukaryota; Phaeophyceae; Ectocarpales; Ectocarpaceae.
UCUCUACUGCCCACUGCUGCUCUGUCACUGCGGUGAUCAGCUUGCCGGACGUCGGUGUUGGACUCUUUUCUUUACCUCAACGAUCAAUCUGGAUUCACCGUUGUCCUACCACAUUCAACUUCUGCAGCAAUCUACAGCAGUUCUGAGGCAUUUGCACUUCAUCCCUCAAGCAAGCACCUGCAGCAGAAUGGCAAGCAUCAUGGGAGGCUGGAAGGGGCUACGCGUUUUGGUGCUCUUUCAUGUUCUCGCGAGAGCGUCGGCGGGCGGGACAGUUUCGAUCAAUAUCAAAGACCUGGGCGCUAUCGAAGGGAUCCAAUCGCUGAACAUCCGAGGGAACUAUGAUGGGCAACUGUCCAAGGGCGUCAGUGGCAAGGCUUCGUACGUGUUGAACAAGGAUCGCCUCCUGCCGGCUGGUCUAAGCGCGUCAUCGAGCACGGACACCGCGUACGGAAAAGCUUUCGGGACGGUAACCGUUGACCCUCAGGAAAAGACGGCCGUAGUGGAAGGAUCGAUCCGGAACGAGGAGCUCGGGAUGUUUUCGACGACUUUGAAGGCGAGCGAGAAGGAGGGCGGCGUGCUUGGCCCGUUGAAGUGGACAAGCAACCCAGUGUCGUUUCCCUUCGCCUUGCAAGAAGCCACCCCCAUGGUGAUCGCCAUUGCUCACGACAUCAACACGAAGGAGGGCCACCUUAGCAUCGUGGCCAAGCUUAACAGCAACUUCGACGGGAAGCUGAUGCUCCCUUCUCAGGGAGAUCCGGUCGCAACAUUGGUUGGGUCGCACAGCCCGGACAAAGCUUCGGACGUCCGGGCUUCCGCGAACGUGCUGGACUUGGUGGGGUCGGGAUUCGGCAAGGGGGCGAUCGGCGUAACAUACCGACGCGACUUGGACGCUGGUGCGGGAUCGAGCUCGAGGGUAACGCUCGAAGGGAAGGACACUGGACACUGGUGACCUUGCGUUGAGCCUGAGCAAGUCCUCAAAGCGAAUGACGCUAAUGCUGUCCGGCAGGGGCCGAGUUGCCUGGAGAGGCGCGGGCACCGGAGUAGCGAGUACGGUCUCCUUCAGGCACAGCUUCCGGAUGUUUUAAUCUGCUUAGAUCCCUCCGACAAACCUCCGCUCUGUUUCGCAUGGUAGUGCAGUGCCCAAUGUUCGGCUGUAACGCCUAGGGGUAAUCGUACGAGGUUACAUAAAGGGUUUCCUUCGUUUGGGGCGCAAGUACUGUUUUUGGUGGUCGAGAGCAUCCGCACGUGGCGGUGGUCUGGUGUCGACGCUGUCUUGCAUACCGCCGUGAUUAUCCGGAUUUUGUUCCGUUGUUUGCGUCCUGGGGAUACUAGAAAAUGUUGGGGCAGGGUAAGUACGUUUGACUUUGUUGGUAUACGACAUAGUACCGACCAGCUCGCAAGAAACACGUACUUUGAGCAAGGCUAGUUGCUAAGUUGCGUAUUGGAGUUUGUGUGGUUGGGGCGGCUGAGUCAUUUAUUUCGCCGUUGUUCUUAUUUUUCCCAUAGUUUUGAGCCUCGAUUUACUGUGAGGAUGUUUAUUGCGAGCUUGCCUGCACUGGGCUUUGAUUUUGAUGUGUAUGGGCACAAGUCGACCGUAUUUUUGAGUUACGCGACUGCUGUCAAACUUGUCCGUGGUAAAGUGCCCACUUUCCGCUUGAGUAGUGAGGCCGUCGCUGCGUUCCUUUGAACAAGUGAUGCAAUGUGUUUUAUUCCGUGGAGUUUGGUGGGUUUCGAAGAAGCGUUAUGGCUAUCAAAUUGGUUUGCAUAUUGUAUAUACUAUGAAUCGCGUCCACUCGGUUUGCGAUGCCUCUUUGCUGCUCGACCUCCCUCCUCAUUGUGCCCCAUUCAGACCAAUUUUGCUGGUUGGACGGGAUAUAUGCUCUGUAUCAUCACAGACUGCCUUUAGAAGCGCGUUAAACUGAAAAUUUAACUCAAGAAAUUAUGGAGCAAGCAGAUCGUCCUACCACAGGAGAGAAGGCGCUGGGGCUGCUCUUCGACGUGUUUGUUGCCCUCACGCCGAGUAAGUAUGCCAUUUCACGGGGGGCUAUACGCACUAAUUAAU